Plodia interpunctella (Indianmeal moth) is the source of this 1821-nucleotide messenger RNA. RefSeq names its product PR domain zinc finger protein 5-like. Gene Ontology annotation, molecular function: DNA-binding transcription factor activity, RNA polymerase II-specific; zinc ion binding; RNA polymerase II cis-regulatory region sequence-specific DNA binding. The record is from RefSeq and is a predicted model, not a curated record. Gene Ontology annotation, cellular component: nucleus. The coding region runs from base 258 to 809 and encodes 183 amino acids. Gene Ontology annotation, biological process: regulation of transcription by RNA polymerase II. Lineage: Eukaryota; Metazoa; Arthropoda; Insecta; Lepidoptera; Pyralidae. The transcript has 5 exons.
AUGUCGGUCGGUUUCACAGGUCGGUUUGAACACAACACAGGAACACAGAGUACAUUUUUAUAUACUAAGGUUUGAAGCUAAGGUUUGAUUGUGAAAAAUUUGGUUCAGCCAUAGCUACAACGUUGUGAAAACCGAUAACAAUAACGCCCAUUCCUAUUUGAAAUGGUCCUUGUUAUCGUCAUUACUAUGGAUGGAAUUUUCGCUAGAUUAUUGUAAUUUCAAUUAUCCGAUUGCCAGAAGAAGUAUAUAUCAGAAAGAUGAAAAAAUCGGGCUUGUGUAGAUGUUGUUUGGUUGAUUCUUGUUAUAAGAGUUUGUCCAAUGAAUACUUUUACGCUGGACACAAAGAAGUUUAUUCUGAAAUGCUUUUGGAAACAUUUAACAUUACGAUAUGUGAUAACUCCUACAACAGGCUUAUAUGUGAAGAUUGUAUUGUGAAAUUACGAGCAGCAGUUGCUUUCAAGAAACAAGUUUUUGAUGCCGAGGAGUCAUUAAAAUUAAUUCAGUUAAAAAAUAGUGAUGCUAAAGAAAUUGUAGAGCCAAAAGAAGAAAUUGAUGCCAGUUUUGAUGAUCACUCAUUUUCUCCUAUUCAUGAUGAUUUGGGACCUGAGAAUCAAUUGGAAAUUGAUGAUUUUGAAGACUUUGAUGAUAAUGUCAAUUGGAGUAGUCAAAAGACUAAAACUGAAGAAGGUGAAAUUUUUGUGAUAAAAUUAGAACCAAAAAUAUUAAAGGAAGGAAAGGAAAAGAAACUAACUAUCAAAAAACAAAACAGUAAAAGAUCAGUACAACAAAAAAAUGCUAAAAGUGAGUGAAUCAACAAAAAAGGAUGAAAAGAAGGAAAAUUAUAUUCAAUCACAGAAAGAUUCAAUAAGAAAUUCGCUUAAAUUGAUUCUAAAUUCAAAUAUGUGUGUGUUUGAAUCUCUCAAGACAAAGUUUAAAUGUUUUUCUUGCAAUGAGGCCUUCAUAAAUAUAAUGGAUCUAAGACAACAUUCAGAAACACACUCUUAUUGUAAACUUUUAAAAAGGUUGAAUUCUCUUCGCGGAGCUUCAUUUCGGAAUGUAGAUAUUUCAAAUUUGAAAUGUAAAUUAUGUUCAUCUAUGUGUACAGAUUUGAAUGACUUACAAAAUCAUUUAAUAAGUCAUGACAUAAAGUUUAACAAUUAUGGUCACUUUUUAAUUCCAUACAAACUGGAAAAAGAUCGAAAGUGUACUAUAUGUGUCCAAGAAUUCAAUACUUUUACACGGCUGUCUAUUCAUAUGAACAGUCACUACACUAAUAAUGUAUGUGAAAUAUGUGGUGCGUCAUUCAUAAGUACACAAAGUUUAAGGACACAUUUAAAUGCAGUGCAUAAGGAAAAGAAGUGCACUAUUUGUUCUGAUACAUUUUCUACUGUUCAUGCAAGAGCACAACAUAUGAUGAAAGUUCAUAAAACUGCUCGAUCAAAAAGAUAUUGUGUAUUGUGUAAUAAGUCAUUUCCAUAUAGUUAUAUGUUGUUUGAACAUAAAGUUAAAGAACAUGGAGCAAAAAGGCAAACAGCUGAGUGUACAGAGUGUGGAAAAACUUUUUUAUCACUUUAUAAUUUGAGAGUACAUAUUCGUAGUGUCCACAUUAGAGAGCGAAAUUAUCCAUGUAGUGUUUGUGAAACGCGUUUCUUCACAAAGACCGAUCAAAAACGUCAUGAAAGGACUCAUUUAGAUGUAAGGUCAUUUUCAUGUAGUUACUGUGAGAGCAGAUUUAAGUCUAAAGAUUCUUUACGUCGUCAUCUUAGGCGACAACACGGAUAUAUGUUUAAUAGCAAUAAAUAAAACUUCUUUGUAACUGAA